Messenger RNA from Thermothielavioides terrestris NRRL 8126, 1572 nucleotides. RefSeq lists its product as uncharacterized. Bases 137 to 1387 code for a protein of 416 amino acids. Gene Ontology annotation, biological process: NADPH regeneration. Lineage: Eukaryota; Fungi; Ascomycota; Sordariomycetes; Sordariales; Chaetomiaceae. Gene Ontology annotation, molecular function: nucleotide binding; oxidoreductase activity. The record is from RefSeq and is a predicted model, not a curated record. The transcript is spliced from 3 exons. Gene Ontology annotation, cellular component: cytoplasm.
GGGAGCGGUGCUCGGCAGUGCCAUAGCUGGAACCAUUGAACAGCUUUUCUUUUUCUUCGUUUCCGUCUCUUCCUCUCGCCUUGGCUUGCACCCCCCGAUAACAAGCCGCAACCGCACAGGCACGCUCCCAGUCACAAUGCAGCCGCUCAAUGUCUUGAUGGUCGGUACCGGCGAGUACACCACCGGCUUCGUCGGUGGUGGCGCUUCCGGCUCAGACAAGAAAGUUGGUGUGGUGGGAUUGACCUUGUUUGACCUCCGGCGCAGAGGGAAGGUUGGCAAGCUCUCCAUGGUUGGCGUCAAUGGGACAAAGUUUCCCGCAAUCAGGGAACACCUCUACAAGAACAUCACACUGGCUUAUAACAACCUGGACACUUCGUUUGAAUCGUACCCUGCCGACGAUGCGAAGGAUCCCGAGGCAUACAAGACGGCGAUUGACGCGCUCUCGCCUGGCGAUGCCAUCACCAUCUUCACGCCCGACACCACACAUUACCCGAUCGCCCUCUACGCCAUUGAGCGGGGCAUCCAUGUCAUGAUCACCAAGCCGGCGGUGAAGCUCCUCGAACAUCACAUCGCUCUCCUCGAAGCGGCGGAGAAACACGGUGUCUUUGUGUACAUUGAGCAUCACAAGCGCUUCGACCCCGCCUACUGGGAUGCGAGAGCCCGGGCCCGCCAGCUGGGCGACUUCAACUACUUCUACAGCUACAUGUCGCAGCCGAAGUCCCAGCUCGAGACGUUCAAGGCGUGGGCGGGCAUUGACUCGGAUAUUUCUUACUACCUCAACAGCCACCACGUCGACAUCUGCGACUCGAUGGUCUCACAGCUGGGCUAUGUCCCUGUCAAGGUGUCGGCUUCGGCGUCGAAAGGCGUCGCAACCAGCCUGGGCUGCCACGAAUCUACCGAGGACACGAUCUCGCUCCUGGUACGCUGGCAGAAGAAGGACGACCCGUCCAAGCAGGCAACCGGCGUGUACACUGCGUCGUGGACGGCGCCGCAGAAGGCGGGCGUCCACUCCAACCAGUACUUCCACUACCUGGCCAAGGGGGGCGAGAUCAACAUAAACCAGGCCAAGCGCGGCUACGAGGUGGCCGAGGAUGCGGCCGGGCAGCUGAUGUGGUACAACCCCUUCUACAUGCGGUACGCCCCUGACGAGGACGGCAAUUUCAACGGCCAGAGCGGCUAUGGCUACGUGUCGUUCGAGAAGUUUGUGGACGCCUGCCGAGCUGUCAACGCCGGUGAGCUGAAACCGGCGGACCUGGAUGCCAAGGGACUCCCAACCCUGCGAAACACGAUCGCGACCACGGCCAUACUCGAGGCGGGCCGGCGGAGCAUCGACGAGGACAGGGAAAUCCGGAUUGAGAGCAAGGACGGGGUGUGGAAGCUGGUUUGACGCGCUUCUUCUCUGAAGGGGGAAGAUUACUCUUCAGUAGCGAUUUCAUCUGUCACUUGUUUUGCGAGGAUAACACGUUUCUCUUGGAGGACGCUUCGGAGAGCUUUCCGCACGUUCUUGCUCCUAGCCGAUCCCCUGCCCAUAAUAUAGGGGAGGAGAAUACGAUUCUUGGUCAAGAUCGGCUG